This is a messenger RNA of Larimichthys crocea (large yellow croaker), 3318 nucleotides long. RefSeq names its product TRAF3 interacting protein 2-like (gene traf3ip2l). The transcript has 10 exons. Lineage: Eukaryota; Metazoa; Chordata; Actinopteri; Sciaenidae. The record is from RefSeq and is a predicted model, not a curated record. Gene Ontology annotation, biological process: positive regulation of canonical NF-kappaB signal transduction; humoral immune response. Bases 251 to 1597 code for a protein of 448 amino acids.
GUGCUGCUGAGCGGCAAAGUAAAGACCAAACGCACCCACUGCGUCACUGUUUUUCAUGUGUCUCAGGAGAGACGACACACAAAAAAAGACAAGUUUAAUAUUCAGCUCAUUUUUUUUUUAAAGUGUUUUUUUAUUUUUUAUUUUAUUUUUUUGGCGCCAAACGUGGACUUACCUGUUCGAGGCGCGUGAAGCUGAAGCAGAGACCUUAAGCAGAGUUUCUUCUGAUGGAGCUUAAGUCAGACACACAUGGAUGUCAGGAGGAAGAGGCCUAAUGAUGAUGCCCACUUCAAUCUACUCGGCUUCAGCACCAAAUAGUCACAUCAGCCAGCUGAGCAGGCUCCUUAACAGCCACCACAACACGCCUGAAGAGGACGAUGAGACCAUGAGCACAGAGGAGCGAGUAGCCAACGUCGUCCACAACCCGGACUCCACCCCGAACCCCGACGGGCCUUUCUCCCUUCCAGAGCACGCCACGUUUGCAGAUGGCUCCCUGUUUAGAACACAAAGGCAGGAACACAAACCCAACCACGCUUUUCCUCAUCCAGGCCCGGGUUACUUCACGUACCAGCCUCCCCGUAGCCUCCCCGCCGGGUACAGCCAGCCCACGCCAUUCCCCAGCCAGGACAACAGUGCCUGGCUUCACCCGAGCUUCGAGAGCAACUGGUCGGGGUAUCCCACCAGCCUGCCGUCGUGUUUGAAUCAGAAAGAUUUCUCCAGCUGUACUGGCGAUAGCUGCCUGUCAGGGUGCAAGUCCCUGUCGCUGCCCGGCAGACACAGCUCCUGCAUGAGCAGCUUGGAGCAGCCGUUUUCUCUCUGCUCCAACCCACCUUCGGCCAACUUGUGCCAUCACACGUUGCCUCCGUACUCGUGCUCGCCUCAGGGAGCCGCCUGCUGCGCGCAGUGCCCCGCGGAUGCCUUCAAAAGGGGCCCUGUGGCCAACAAACCUCCCUGGCCUCCGUACCACCCGGCUUACGGCCCGUUUUAUCCAGGUGACUGCAGACUCCCUGGAGCUGGAUACACACAAAUCGGCCACAACGCACCGGCUAAAGAGAAGAACCCUCCCUGCAGCACGCCGCUGUCUCUGGAGCAGAGGAGGGUAUUUGUCACUUAUGAAGCGGACAACGACAAGCACGUCAAUGAGAUCAUCAACUUUGUCGCUCUGCUGCGACACAACGGCUUUGAUACGCACAUCGAUAUUUUCGAGCAGCAGUUCAGGAGUAUAAGCAAGAUAGACUUCAUGGAGCGAUACCUCAGCGAGAAAGAGUACCUGAUCAUCAUCAUCAUCAGUCCUAAGUACUAUGAGACCGUGACGGCCUCGCCUGUUGGCCUGGAGAACGACGAGAGGACGUUCAACACCGUCUACAUACAUAAACAGCUCCAGAACGAAUUCAUUCAGAACGGAAGCAAGAAUUUCAGGUUUAUUCCCAUCGUGUUCCCUGGGGCCAAAAAAUGUCACGUUCCCAACUGGCUUCAAAACACGCAUGUUUACGGAUGGCCGCGUGACCGGGACGACAUCCUGCGUCGACUGAUGAGGGUGGAGAAGUACAAUCCGCCACCUAUCGGGCCGCUACCGACCAUCGUUUCCAUCCCCAUAUAGAGACCGCUCACUUGAAGACACAGACUGGACUGAAACCUUUAAAAACAAAAAACAAAAAAAAUAUUUCUGGACGACAUUGUUGAGGUGAACAGGAAUACGUGUUUCAUUUUAAGUUACUGUGAUGUUUAAGGGUGCUGCGUGAACCUUUUUCUCCUGGUAGAUGUUGUAAGUAGUUCUUUUGAAUUACAACUGAAACGGAGGCGUGCCGACAAGCUUCUCAAGGUCCCUGCAGCUCAUCACACUGCAUGCACGUUACAUGAGUAAUGUUUACUGGUGCUACUCCAAGUUUACAGCCUCACGAGUUCAGCACAGUUUAAAAAUUAAUUUAGCAUAUCUGUAUUGGGACUCACAUGAGCACACGUUGUAUAAUUAAAGGUCGUGGCAGAUAUAAUGAACAGUGUGACUGUAUAUUAGCAGAGCAGGAUUAGAGAGGUUUAAUUUAUGAGAAGCAAACACUGUACAAGCUGCAGCAGCCGCCUUUUAUCUCUCUUACUGCAGCGUCUCUCUGAGUUACUGUUGUGUAUUUCGAACGCCACUUGGUUGAUUAUUUUCGCAGCAUUAUCUGAAAUGUAUGUCUGUUUUUGCACAUUUUUUAGCCCCUUUUACUACAAAUCAAACCACCAGUUUACAAGGAGAGCAUACCCCAAACAGCUGUAAGUGUAGUUCUGUGAAGAAAGAAAAAAAAGGGCUAAAACAAGCAAAAACUGGUAAUUUUGUUCAUGUUCCUGUGAUAAAACAGAUCGUGUAAGACGUUUCAAGCACUGGCGUCGCCCUCAGUUGAUUUAAUUGUACUAAACAUGUGAAAAAUGUUGUAUUAAAACGUGUUUGCAGGUGAAAGCAUGUCCCUACUCUGACAUCUCCUCUUGGAGAUGCAUGAUUGUCUUGUGCAGCUGGCCCUCAUACAAGAGACAAGCACAGACCUGGGACCGGUUUUGCCUGCAGGCCUUCGUGAGCUGCAUUCUUCAGUUUGGGAACGAGGCAUGAGAACUUUUGUGGCCUCUACCAAGUGUAACGCUCAGGAGGAAUUCAGCCUGAGAGGCAGAAAGCAGACUUUCUUUCUUGUAGUGUUUGAGGCUCACACAGGAUGUCGUAUCAAGAUGAGUAGCUGACACAGCUGCCUGCCUGCCUGCCGUGUGGUACGACUUCUCAAGAAUCGGCAUCUUUAGACUCAAAUGGGUCAUCACAACCUGUUUGUGGUUAGAGACAAAUCACGUGUAACACCGUGACACGAUUAAGGAAAAUGUGUGUGCGCAGAAUAUAUUGUGUUCUCCCGCUGCUGCCAGACAUUAAAAUAAUAAUAAAUAAAUAAAUCCUGUUUUAUUACCUAAACAUUAAAAAGCGGAGCGUCACGAUGUGGUUUAAUGGUUUUAUCUUCACAAGAGGUAACACUGCAGAUGUUCAUACAGACGUCAUAAAAAAAAAAUCUGAAUACAGUGUUUCAUAUAUUCAUCCAUAUAUUGAAAAGUACAUGAAAUAAUAUUAAUUUUAAUAACAUAACAAAAAAAGGACAAUGACAUCUGUAAUAAAAGUGGAUUACAAAGUGACAUUUUAUGUAAAUAACUCUUAAGAAUUAGGUAACAGGAAAUCAGACAAUAGUUCCAUUUAACUGUAUGUAAAAACAUCGAAGUGCUAUUUGUUCAAAGCUACAAAAUACACUUAAAAAGCAGGAAGCGUUUUCUUUUUUGUGUGUUUUUAAUUUCCUUCAAGGAAAAAAAAAAAAA